Molecule: messenger RNA, 2809 nt
Organism: Trichobilharzia regenti
Lineage: Eukaryota; Metazoa; Platyhelminthes; Trematoda; Strigeidida; Schistosomatidae
Source: the annotation of a GenBank genome assembly
GUCUUAUUAAGUGGUCAUUUACUGGCCUAGACUAUAGCAUACAUACAAAUUACAAUCACUUUGUGUUUUAGUGAAUGAACACUGUUCAUUGCAUCCAGCCGUAAUUUUGAGUUCAAGGUUACCCUUCAGAUUUUUGGUCAGUCGGAUUAUACUUGAUGUACGGAGCUAAAUAUUUCUGGAUUCUGCUGACUCUUUGUGCAAACAUUCUCGCACAAGAAGACGCGGUAUCUGGCAGUUGCUUCACUCAGUUGACCGGAUUGGUAGGUGAUAUUAAUGCAGAAGUUCAAAAUAUAACAAACUUCAACAAUCUUAAAAUUCUACCUCGUAUUAAAAACAUUAUCCAGAAGGAUUUCUUUCACUAUUUCGAGGUUAAUCUAAAACGCAAAUGUCCAUUUUUCGAAGAUGAUAAACGGUGUCCCUCAUCUGACUGUCGUGUCAACGACUGUCCAGCUGAAGAAAUUCCUCUGGGCUUGCGUGAAGAUUCUCUAAAGUCUUCACCCCAUUAUAAAUAUUCUCAAGAAGCUAACAUGUAUCCUGAAGGAGAAAUCGAUUGCGGGCUAGGUCAGCUGGAUAGUUCUUUAAGUGAAGAACGUAAAACUAUAAUUGCCAACUGGGCUCGUCAUGACACUGAAGAUGAACUUACAUUUUGUGAACCUGAUGAUGACAGUUCCGGCAAAAUGAUCUAUGUGGAUUUACUUAAAAAUCCGGAACGUUAUACAGGCUACAAAGGACCUGCUUCGAACAGAAUUUGGUAUAUGAUAUAUAACGAAAAUUGUUUCAAUGAAGAUUCCACAAAUUAUGGUCCAGGAUUCCUCAGUGCAAGUCAGUCUUCGUGUUUUGAGAAACGUGCAUUUUAUCGAAUGAUAUCUGGAUUACACAGCAGCAUUAGUAUUCAUUUGUCUUAUCGAUAUCCAUUGAGUCUUUUUUCAAGGAAUCAACCUAUUUCUCGUGAUUACGAUAAAAAUAAUCCAGGUUGGGGUCCGAAUUUAGAAGAAUUCCGUCGUCGCUUUGAUCCAUCUAUUGUACCUGAUGGUCCUAUUCGAUUGCGUAACCUAUACUUCACUUAUUUAGUAGAACUACGCGCUUUGGCUAAAGCGGCACCAUAUUUACUGAAACAAAAUUAUUUCACAGGGGAUAGUGAAAUGGACAGGGAGACUAGAACUGCUGUUAAAGAUUUUCUACACAUUAUUCAAAAUGAAGGUAGUAUAUUCAAUGAACACCUUCUAUUCACUGGAAAUAUUACCGAGGCGAAUAUACUGAAGAAACAGUUUCGAGAGCAUUUUCUCAAUAUUUCACGUAUAAUGGAUUGUGUUGGUUGUGAAAAGUGCAGAUUAUGGGGAAAACUUCAAACUCAAGGUAUGGGUACUGCUUUGAAAAUCCUAUUCUCUGACACUGUACGAAAAGAAAAUCCUCUCGAUCAAUCAAGCACUGUGGAACCAAACUUUCAAUUAAGGCGUACUGAAAUAAUUUCUUUAUUCAAUGCAUUCGGUCGCCUUUCUACAAGUAUUGGAGCACUAGAUGACUUCUGUCAAAUGAUUCAUGAAUCUGAGAAAAGAAAACGAUUUACAUCAUCUGGAUAAGAUCAGUUUGUACUGCUUUGUUAUUGAUAAUCACUAUACUUCUACUUUGUCAUUUCAUUCCUAUUGAUUUAUUUCAUUUUUAUCUUUUGUCCACGUGUAUACUUCUUCUUCUUCUUCUUGUUCUUCCCAACUUUGAGCAAUUUUGUUUUUAGUGACUAUAACUGUACUACUUCUCAGUGUCUGUCUUUCAGUUUUAUACUACAUACGUACAUUCAUGUAUUCGACAAAUAACUUAGUGUGAUAUAUUUUCGUGUACAACUUUGUUGUUCAUAGCCAUUCUUUGCUCGGAUAUGUUUGUGUCCAAGUGAUAUACUUGUGUCUCUUCGACUAUCAAUUCUCUUUUUUAUAGUCUUUGUAGGUUUAUCCGUCUUAAUUUAUUAUUUAUCAUUGUAAACUAGUGUAUACAUGUAUAUGCCUUGUGUGUGUGUGUGUGUGUUUAUUACUUUCCGAUUCUUUGAUGUCCGUUUCACUGUGCGUUGUUGUAACAGUGUUACUUCUCUUGUAAUUGUUUUUCAGCUGGUUUCACCAAUCAUCGAAAAAAACUUCAUUUCCCUUUUUGAUACCUUCAUUUCCAUUUAUUCAUCAUCCGAACCAUUUACUACUUUUUCUUCUCUCUUGAUAAGAUGACUGAAUUGCAUAGAAUAUUGUAAAACCUGAUUCUUACUGUGUACUAGGAACCUUCUGCUGAAGAAACUGUGUAAUACAAACUUGUUAUUUCUCACUCUCUCUCUGUCUAUCUGUCUCCUUGUUUAUGUAUAUGAUUUAGUUAUUAUGACAACUAUCCAUCUGAUGUGUCUAGUAUUGAAGCAUCUCUUGAAAACUUUGUAAAAAGAAAAAAAUUAAUGUAAUUGGUGAGCGUGUAAACAACAAGUAGUAGGACAGUUAGUAGAAAUUCUUCAUCAUCUUGUCAACAACUAUACUCCAUCGUAUUAUAAACUUGUCUUCUAUCCUGUCCUAUUCACAUAAACGUGUUUUUUUGCCCUCUUAAAUGAUGAAGUGUAUGUAUUCCCCUUGGGAACUAUACACGUUUUUGUAUACAGACAGUUUUAUCUUCCUAGUGUAUAUGCCACUUUUUUUUCUCUCCUUGUAAAACCUACAAUCCAUCUUGAUUCUUGUCUUCAUUGUUUUAUUUCUCCUUGCUGCUAUUAAUCAUCCUUUUUCUGGUUUGUAUGAAUUCUCUUUUUGUUAAAGAAGUACUGAAAUACAUAAAUAUAUAUUUGUCGUAUGUU